Messenger RNA from Chara braunii, 1345 nucleotides. NCBI's taxonomy places the organism in Eukaryota, Viridiplantae, Streptophyta, Charophyceae, Charales, Characeae. The record is from the annotation of a GenBank genome assembly.
GUCCUUGUUAACGCGCUCGUAAUAGAUGUACGUUCCUAUUCUGUGUUGUUAGGAUUACAUUGGGCGAUGGCGGUGCGCGCACGUCUGCAUUUCGAUUCGAAGCAACUGGUGCUCACACAAACUGGGGGAAAACCUCAAACUGUUCCGUUGCGAGUUUUCACCCGAACGAGAAAACGGAUCCCUAACUCGGCCCAAAUCGGGAUGAUUCGAUUCAUUGAUCCCGAGGAAUGCUCCCCCUCGAACAUCGCUAAUGAAAUCAGGGAACAAAAAUACGAAGAAGACAUGCCCAGUAACGAUGAAUGGAAGCACUUGGUCGAACUAUUCGAACGAGAAAUUCCCGAAGAAUUUCAAGUGUGCCCCGACACCACCCGAAGCUUUCACGUGGAUGUCGAAGACAGCGCGUGCACGCCUCUGACGACCCAGGUGACGUGGACGGGCACUAGCGAGCAUCCCACGUGGAUCGAGAACCCGGAGCUGCUGAUCAUACAGGCUUGGAGGACUAACGUGGAAGGAGAUCUUCUUGGCUUUCUCUUCGGCUCGGUACGGCCGGGUCGCCGACAACUGAUUGCGCAGGAGCUCAUCGCGGCUAUCGUGCAAUUGGCGGACGAUCUCUCGCCUGACAUGUAUUCGCAAAGUGACGACAGUCCUGCUCCGCAUAUUCUCGAGCGAGCACUGGAUCCGUACCUUCAGUGGACUGCGUGCUUGGAGGAACCGAGGGACGAGGAUACGCUACCGUCACGGCAGGAGUAUCUCAAGCCGUACGAUAUCAUCCCUCACGCCUUUUAUCCGAGGGCGGAGGAAGUGGUGAUCGACGACAACGACGAAGAGGACGAAGACGAGGAAACAUCGGAGGAGGGAAGCUAUAGCGAAUAUAGCGAGGGUAAGUUGAGUGGAGAAGAAGAGGAGGAAGAAGGAACCGGGUCUGAGUGGGAAGCUUUGCCGGAGGAAGCGACGCGCACGGGAACGGAGGCAGAAGAUCCGGGAGCAGCCCGAAAGCGCGAAGAAAUUGCCACAGGGAAGCGACAGCUGGAGUUCGCCAGCGGAGCCAGCCUGCACAUCCGCAACGACCCGACCAGGGAUCCGGAGCCGCCAAAGCCCGAAGAUGGCGACCCUGCAGCCGCCACCUCAAGUACCGCACGACGGAGACAGAGCCGAUCCUCCUCCUCCUCCAGCCCCACCCGUCCCCCAAUUCGCCCACGUACCGAUGCGGGCGAUAGGCCUUCGUGCUCGCACGCUGUCCCGCCGACACCUUGACUUCCUUACCCUCGAGCAGAUCCGCACUCUCGUCACCUUCCCUGCCCAUCCCUUCCUUCCCCAUCUCUUCCGCGACUUAUUCUCUACCCGC